AUGCUCCGAUUACCAUACUCCCAAUUUUCUUCCUCCAUCAAUACUCUCAACCCUCGAUUAAAACUCUCCCCUGCUCGCCUCCUUGUUCAGAGUCGUUCAGCCUCAUAUCCCCUCUCCGCUUAUAGCCAUCGUUUCCAAUCCACCGCACAAGCCUCAUCCCCCUCCACCACCCCUCUCCCUCCCAAACCGCGCUCGCGAAUCCGCCGCUUCGCAGGCUUCGUCUCCAUCGCCCUCUUCGCCUUCACAGCAGGCCUAACCUACUCCUCCUACCGCAUCGUCUCCAAAAUCAUGGCCGAGCCCAUCCUCUCCGACGCGGAAACCCUCUCCGCCUACAACCCGGUCGACGCCAUCGCGCAAGAGGUAGACCAAACGCUCAAAAACCACCCAGACGCCGUCGCGCUCCGCGCCAACCCCGAAUUCAAAGAGUCGCGCCCCCACCUCAAGAUCCCCGAGGGCAUGCGCCCCCGCAGUCUGACGGCCGGCACUCUCUCCGGACCGAACAAGAUUGUUGUCCCGCCGUACGUGUUCAGCGAGCGCGAUGGCAAGAGCCUCGUCUCUUUCAUGUUCUUGGGCUCGGAGAUCUGCGGACAUCCCGGCAUUAUUCACGGAGGUCUGUUGGCGACGCUUUUGGAUGAGGGUCUGGCGCGGUGCUGCUUCCCGGCGCUGCCGAAUAAGGUCGCUGUUACGGCGAAUUUGAAUAUUGAUUAUCGGGCGCCGGCUAUGGCGAACUCGUAUGUGGCGUUGCGGGCGGAGACUACGAAGGUUGAGGGCCGGAAGGCGUGGGUUGAGGGCCGCAUUGAGACGCUUCCUCUUGAUGGUAGUGAGCCGGUUGUGUUGGUUCAGGCUAAGUCUUUGUUCAUUGAGCCUAAGCAGGCUGCUCUGUACCGUGGUGCGAACGAAUAA
Penicillium verhagenii is the source of this 903-nucleotide messenger RNA. Its product is annotated as PaaI family thioesterase. The transcript is spliced from 3 exons. Bases 1 to 903 code for a protein of 300 amino acids. The record is from RefSeq and is a predicted model, not a curated record. Lineage: Eukaryota; Fungi; Ascomycota; Eurotiomycetes; Eurotiales; Aspergillaceae.